AUGGCUGGUGGCGCUGGUGACAGGUCAUUGAAGGAGACUCCCACUUGGGCAGUUGCUGCUGUUUGUGCUGUUUUUGUUAUCAUUUCGGUUCUUAUUGAGCACGGAAUUCAUUCUCUUGCAAAGUGGUUUCAGAAAAGCCAGAAAAAGGCGCUGCUCGAGGCACUGGAGAAAAUUAAAGCCGAGUUGAUGCUCCUGGGAUUCAUAUCCCUGCUGAUCACUGUUGGCCAGAAACCAAUCAGCAAAAUAUGCAUUUCUAAAGGAGCUGGAGACACUAUGCUUCCAUGUAAGAAAGUAUUGGACGAAGAGGCUGCUGACACUGGAAAGGAUAAAAAUGACAGCGAUCGGAGAAAGUUGCUUUGGCAUGCUGGAGAUGCACUGGCACGCCGAGUUCUUGCUGCAGCAGAUGGAGAUGAUACCGAUCAUUGUUCUAAAUAUAAGAAAGUUCCGUUGAUAUCUCAAUCAGGGAUUCAUCAAUUACACAUCUUCAUAUUUGUGCUCGCGGUUUUUCAUGUUCUCUAUAGUGUCCUCACAAUUGUUCUAGCACGAGCAAAAGUGAAGAAAUGGAAAUCGUGGGAACAAGAAACAGCUUCCUUGAACUAUCAGUUGACAAAUGAUCCUUCCAGAUUCAGAUUCGUGCAUCAAACAUCUUUCAUUCGCCAAUAUAGUGGAUUCUCCACAAAGCCUGGCAUUCGAUGGAUUGCAGCUUUUUUCAGACAAUUCUUUUGUUCCGUGACAAAGACAGACUACUUGACCUUGAGACAUGGUUUUAUAAAUGCACAUUUUGCUGCAAACAGUAAAUUUGACUUCCACAGGUACAUUAAAAGAUCAAUGGAAGAUGAUUUCAAGGUAGUAGUUGGUAUUAGCAUACCUCUCUGGACAUUUGCGAUCCUUUUCCUAGCAUUAAAUGUCUAUAGAUGGUACUCUCUCUUUGCCAUAUCACUGGUGCCGCCAAUUAUGCUCGUCAUCAUCGGUGCAAAGCUUCAAAUAAUAAUCAUGGACAUGGCUCUACACAUUCAAGAUAGAACAACAGUGGUAACAGGAGUUCCAAUUGUGGAGCCUAGUAACAAGUAUUUCUGGUUCAAUCGACCUCACUUCAUUCUUGGAUUGAUUCAUUUUACCUCAUUCGAGAAUGCAUUCCAAAUGGCUUACUUUCUGUGGACAUGGUAUGAAUUUGGGCUAACUUCAUGCUUCCACGAAAAUUUGCCAGUAAUACUAGCCAAAGUCUUUCUUGGUGUGGCAGUCCAAGUCUUAGGUAGCUAUAUCACCUUUCCUCUCUAUGCCUUGGUAACUCAAAUGGGAUCUCAUAUGAAGAAGGCAAUCUUUGAAGAGCAGACUGCGAAGGCACUAAUGAAAUGGCAGAAGGCCGCAAAAGAAAGAAGGAAGUUGAGAAAAGCAGAAGGAGAUAUGUCGCCAGAUCUUAUGAGUGGGAAUACUACUCCAUCCAGAGGUUCAUCACCCAUACAUCUGCUUCAUAAAUACAAAACGAACUCUGAUAUUGAAAGCAGUAUCAACAACCCAACUCCUAGACCUUAUCAUUCAGAUGCUGACUAUUCAGAGACUGAAGGACCUGCAUUGAACUCCAGCGAUGAUCAGAAUUCAAGGAAUCAUAACUCACCAAAGAAAGAAAUUGUAGGAAAAGAACCAGAAACUUACAACUGGGAUUUUUCCUUUUCCAAGUCAUAGGCAGAUAAAUGAUCCAGCCAAGCCUCUAAAUUUGUCAAACACCUCUUCCUUAGCUUUGAAUUAUGCAGUGGGGAUUAUAGUAUAAAUGGUACUCCUGAAGUUUAAGACUUUAGCCAAAGCCUAGAGAAUCCCUAAUGGUGGACAGGUUUUUUUCGGUUUCUUUUUCA
Coffea eugenioides is the source of this 1850-nucleotide messenger RNA. RefSeq names its product MLO protein homolog 1-like. Lineage: Eukaryota; Viridiplantae; Streptophyta; Magnoliopsida; Gentianales; Rubiaceae. Gene Ontology annotation, biological process: defense response. Gene Ontology annotation, cellular component: membrane. The transcript is spliced from 14 exons. The record is from RefSeq and is a predicted model, not a curated record. Bases 1 to 1683 code for a protein of 560 amino acids.